AUGUCGAGUAAACGAAGUGAGACGGCCGCGUUGGUCAAGAAGCAGAGAUCCAAUGCUGGUUCCAACGCUUCCAAGGGCUACUCGAGGCGCACUGCCAGCAGUGGCAUGGAACAAAGUGUAUUUCGGUUCAAGGAUGUCAACUUUGUGGUAGGAUCUGGAAAGAAACAGAGAAAUCUACUGAGCGAUAUCACUGGAAAGGUCCGGUAUGGACACGUCCUUGCCGUGAUGGGACCGUCUGGUGCCGGGAAAACGACUCUGAUCAGCGCCCUCACAUUGGAUGCAUUCUAUGGAAAGCCAUCUGGCAAAGUCACUUUGAAUGGAGUCAAAUUGACAGAUUCUGUUUUCAAGCAACAUUGCUAUGUCAUGAAACAGCACGAUAAACAUUGGCCGUAUCUGACUUGUCGGGAAACUCUUCAGUAUGCUGCAGAACUCUACAAUGUGUCAGCCAAAAAAGAUAUUCCCUUGGUGGUGGAGGAAAUCAUUCAAAAAAUGGGUUUGUCAGUUUGUUCCGAAACUCGGUGUGCCAGGUUGAGUGGAGGCCAACAACGCCGCCUUUCGAUUGGAGUUGCUCUCCUCAAGCAGCCAACGCUUCUCUUUCUCGAUGAACCCACUUCGGGACUGGACGCAGCUGCUGCAGAGAAUAUCAUGCAGGAGAUUGUUCGUGUUGCCAAAGAGGAACGCUUGAUCAUCAUGUGUUCUAUUCACCAGCCUUCCACAAAGGUAUACAACGGAUUUGAUGAGGUGAUGAUUCUAUCCAAGGGACGCGAGGCCUUUUCGGGUCCAAUCAAGACUGCACCAACUUACUUUGAUAGUAUUGGAUACCCCAUUCCAGAGCAAAUGAACCCUGCUGAACAUUUCCUAGACUUGGUCAACUCGGAUUUCUCAUCGCCGGAAGAGGUUGACCGAAUCUUGAAUGAAUGGGAGGAAACUAAUCCUAAUCGUGCUGGUUCUGUGCAUGGAACGGACAACGAUGAUGACGGCCAGAAAGGUAUUGCUGCCGGGCUACACCGUAAUCCUUGCACCGACAUGAUGAUUAUGUUUCGCAGACAUGCACGGUUGAUUGUUCGGGAUCCAGUCCUUUACGUCGGACGUUGCAUUAUCAUUCUGGUGACAAAUGUAGUAUUUGGGUUCGUCUACUGGAGCGCUAGAGUACAGGAGCAAGCCCAGGCUCCCAACAAGCACUUUAUCAAUAUUUGGUUCGCUGGAGUUGCAACGAACAUGGGAGUGGUGGCCGUGUAUGCUCUAAAUGAUGAAUUCAAGAGCAUCCUUCGUGAGAGCAAGAACGGGAUGGUCUCGCCAAUGAGCUACGUGAUUGCCAAGUCGGUGAUGGUUCUGCCUGUCAUCUACCUUACCAGCCUCUUUGCGCUGAUCAUUCCCGGCUUUGUGAUUCAACAAUUCCCUUGGUCUUCGAUCGUGCCUGGGACAUUGCUGUGGUCGGCGCUCUUCUUCUGCUUCGAAAAUCUGGCGGAGUGUUUGGCAGUUUGGAUUGACGAUCCGAUCAUUGGGAUGCUUCAGUUUAUGAACUUUUGGUUCAUGUGUUUUUUAUUCAGCGGGAAUUUCCUCAAUUCAGAGAUCAUGUACUGGCCUUUUGAGCUCUUCUAUCACAUUCUUCCUUUUUCAUACUAUCUCCGCUCGGCGACCUAUACCUACUUGCACGACAUAGAAUGGGAUAAAUGUGUGGGCGGCCCAUCCGCUGGACAACCAAUUUGCGUACCAUCUGGUGAUCCUACCGAGGUUCUCAAUUCGAUGACUUUCAUCUACAGUGUCGUUGACGCCGAGGACCACUAUUUGAGAGAUAUCAUUGUCAUUCUUGGUAUUGCUGGAGUCUUCAAAAUCGUUUACCUUAUUGGCGUGUUCUACAAGACUCGGCGAGUGGCUGCCAUCAAAUAG
Messenger RNA from Seminavis robusta, 1890 nucleotides. The record is from the annotation of a GenBank genome assembly. NCBI's taxonomy places the organism in Eukaryota, Bacillariophyta, Bacillariophyceae, Naviculales, Naviculaceae.